UUGUGUACAGUAAUUUAAAUUCUAUAAAACCAUUAUUUUUAUUUAAUUUUUUACUUAUUAACACAAUUUGAUGGGCAUCUCCUUCUGACACUUCCUCUCCUUUUUCGUGACGACUGGGUGGUUCUUUUCAUGGAUUUGUAUUUUUAGAUGGUUAGAUAGCCUAGGUUAGUUUUGUAGGCAUAGUUUUAGGCCUGGUUGGUUAGAUUGGUUUGAUUUAUAACUAUACAAUAAAUUACUUUGUGGCAGUAGCCAGUACCUCUGCACUUUCUGAAUGGUUCCUUUCAUUGGCAGGUUUUUUUUUUAGUUAAAAAUAAUUUUUUGUAUUGGGUUUGGUGUGGCUAGGAUGGUUAAUGUCGUUAAUGAUAAAUCAUAUAUCUAUAAUGUAGUAGUAUCUGGUAAGUCAUUCUUCUGAUAAACCCCUGUGUGAAUUGAAUGGAAAAAUGGUGUUCAGUUUAAAUUUAGCGACAAUUCAGGAAUCAUGUCGUGUUCUGGAUGCACAGUUAAUUUCUUCCAACUUUUUAAAAUUGUAUCUGAUGAGAAGAAAAUUGAAGAAUUCUUGUUUGAUCACAGUCUACUAAAGAAGAACAGUAAGUGUCCGACCUACAAUUCGGAUGUGCCAUUGAGCAAGAGAAAUCAUUUCAGUGCAACAGCAGUAUGGCGUCAGAUGUCAAAUGAAAACAAUAUGGCAUCAGGUGUCAAAUGAAAACAAUAUGGUGUCAGAUGUCAAAUGUAAACAAUAUGGCAUCAGGUGUUAAAUGUAAAUGUACUGUCGGAAGUCAAAAGUAAACAGUAUCGUGCUGGUGUCAAAUGUUAGCAAUAUCACAUUGGAUGUCAAAUGUAAACAAUAUGGUGUCGAAUGUCAAAUACAAACAAUAUCGCAUUGGGUGUCAAAUACAAACAAUAUCGAUCUGGGUGUCAAAUGUUAACAAUAUGGCGUCAGAUAUUGUUUGGCUUUUGUUACCUGAAGCCUGAAGAAAUCAUCAAAUUCAUAUCACGCAAAACAUUGCUGGUGCACUUUUCAUCAUUUUCAUAAGGUCUUGAUGAGGAUGUAACAUGUAGCAGACUGCAACAACUUCCAAACUUGUGGGUGAGGUGCCGAGCAGCGGAGGUCAAGAUGGAGGGUCCAGACAGCCGGCCCCCCCAAAUAUCCCCUUCCCUCCCCCCACCAGCCAUAGCAGCAGACUCCCAGCAGACCCCACCCUCACCUCCACUAGAGCCGUCGCCCACCUCCCCCAUGCAGUCCCUCCCACACACCCCGCCACGCCAUUCACCUCUGCCUCACACGCCCAUUACGCCACACACGCCCUUACCCCACACCCCCCUCACUCCACACAGCCCCCUCACUCCCCUCACCUCCCAGAGCACUUUAGCAUCAGAGGCCUCUAUGGACUCUGGGGUGGCAUCCGCACAUUCACUGGAUCUCUUACACAACAGUAACAACAGCUUGGAGACUCACGCACUCCGCAGGAGGGCUGGGAGCAGCGUGAGUAGUGGGACGAGUGAGGUGUGGUUGGGCUCCCUGGACGGUGAUCCAGCUGGCCUGGAGGUCCUGCCAGAGCUGUGGCCUCACUCUGAGAGCCCCACAGCACUAGCACAUAGUCCAUCCCCCUCACACCACAGCCCCUCCUCUCCGCGUCACAGCCCAACUCCGAGUCACCACAGUCCUACGAUCUCCUGUCACAGCCCGUUACCUACCCACCAGAGCCCCACCAUCCAGCAUCAUCUCCUCCCACCCCAAGAAAUAGACGUCAGUGGGCCUGCUGUGCCCGUUGUAGGUCAGGACUGCGAGUGGCAUCCCUCAUCCCCAAGAGACAACCCCAAGGAAGCUUUUUCAUCUGUGAUACCACUUCACCCUAGUGCCCUAAGUCCUCACACAGGCCCACUGAGGCCAGGAGUUGAACAAGCUGGAGAGAACAGGCAAAAUUGUGUAAUAACUGUGAACUCAGCUCCUAGUAAUGGUAAAUUGCAAAGUGAACGAGUUUUUGCAGAAUUUUGUGCAAGUGAUGAGGCAUUUUAUGAUAAAAGGUUUUAUAUAAAAGACUCUCAAGCAUUGUUAAAAGAGAAUUAUAAUUUAAAUGGUAUGUUAAGGAAAACUAAAGAAGCAAACAAUCUAACAGCUACAGGUAACAAUGAUGUGGAAUGCAUGGCUAGGGAAGGCUGUGUGUGGAUUGACAAGUUUGCUUCGUUAUUUGUGAAACAGGUCAUAGAGGAGGCUCUCACAGUGAGUUCCUCCAUCGGUUGGUCUAUUAAGUGUUCAGGCCAGUGUCAGCGUGAGCAGUGUCGGGAAGAAUAUCAAAGAAAAGAGAGCAGUUGGUGGACUGUGGGGGGAGGCAAAGGUAAUCGUAAAUCCAGCAUCCCUCUUUUGGGACUGUCUUGUGGAAGCCCUGGUUUGUGCUGGACCCCAGAGCUGCCCUACAGUCCUUCACACAGACCGCACUCCAGAUCUUCUUUGGGCUCUAGCCUUUCCUUCUCCCAUGACUCGCUGGUAAGUUCCGGCCCUCGCAUGGAUGACUCUCACCUCAUCACCGGCGCUGUGUCACACGAUGCCUUGCUCUUUCCUACUUCCAAAACCUCCCACAGUGAUGUAAGUGACAUUUAUAAUGUGCCACUGGAUGGAGAUAUCUAUGCAGUGCCAGUAGAUGUAGUAAAGCCUAAGGAGGGGCAAAUAUUACACCCAAAGGCCAUUAUGCAUCAGCCCAAAAAAAGACAUCAUAGGAGGCAUGCUAAGAACAGUGCCAGUGCCAGUGUGUUAAAUGAUAGCAGUUCAAAAAAAGUAAGUACUUCAGAACAUGUUAGUGGCAGCAGACAGUUCAAAGAAAGUAGUGUAACCAGAAGCAGACAGCAUUCUGGCCAGUCAGUCGCGUCUGUCAGCGGCGACUUGUUGCGAGUCAGUAAGCGUCAUAGUGUGCCCAGUAACAUUGGUUGUGCUCUGAGCAUGACUCCUAAACAUGGUGCAAGUAAAGAAAAUCACGAGCCUAUACACAUGACUCUGGAAGAGGUCAGAAAAUCUUUCCAUGAGUCAGAUGAUACAAUAAACUGUAGUAAGGCUAAUAGGGUUCAGCAGAGUAAUAAAGGUGUUCACGAACAGUCUAAAAUAUGCAGAAUAAUUCCGUUUACAUCAAUGAAGUCGUGUAAAAGAAAAGAUAGUUCAGAAAAUCGUCUUGAGGAUAACCGAAAGAAAGGCAGAAGUAUAUCUAGUAACAUUCGUAACACUCUAAUUACCAUAUUUGGCCUCAAGAAAGGAACUAAAUCCAGUGGCACAAGAUUGAAAAGUGGGAGCUGUGUGGAUGCUGCAACUCAGGGAUUUUCAGAAAUUGCAGGCAACGGGACCACAACCCUUGUCUGCUCCCCCGCCUCAGGUCCGCAACCCAACCAUACAGCCAACCAAGCAACAACCACCAUCACCAGAAACAAUCACAAUCAGCAAAACCACCACAGCAACCACCGCCACUCUAAUGGCAUCAAUACCGGCUUAUUAUCAUGCCUAGGCAAUCUUAGGACAGAAACAGAUGACCAACCAGCAACCAUAGCUAACGUGCCACAGCAAAAUCAUGCUCCAUCACGCUCUCCAGCCAUUGUAACAAACAGAGCAUUACCUCCCCUACCUUUGCCUGCUGCUGGGGAGGACGACACCUCCGCCAAGAAUACCCAGACUGAGGUCGGAGGAGAUCGCAGGGAGGAGGAGGGCUGCGAUUUUGCAUCAAUAAUAGAAAAAGUGAAAGAUUGUGGAUGGUACUGGGGCCCAAUCAGUGGGGAGGCAGCAGAGAAGGUGUUGGCGAAUGAACCAGAUGGAUCCUUCAUAGUGAGAGACUCCUCUGACCACCACUAUAUCUUCUCUCUCACCUUUAAGCUCAAUGGCUUCAUACGACAUGUCAGGAUUGAGCAUGACCAAGGUAACUUCAGUUUUGGUGGGUUCACAAAGUUUAAAAGCCAAACCAUCGUGGAGUUUAUAGAGAAUGCAGUUGAACAUUCUCGCAGUGGUCGCUAUUUGUUCUUCUUGCACCGCCGCCCUGUACUGGGGCCCAUGAGGGUUCAGCUCCUUCAUCCUGUGUCCCGGUUUAAGCACAUUCAGAGUCUUCAACAUCUUUGUCGGUUUGUAAUCGUGAAGCAUGUUCGUCGUGAUCUGAUAAGUGAGCUCCCUCUACCUCAGCGACUGAAAGACUACCUUUGCUCUCCACAUUAUUAUUCAGAAAGAGUUGAGCAAUGUAUGGCAGCUGCAGCUGCUGCUGCUACUGAUGAGGAUAGUGCUUCCUCUGGAGCUGCAGGUGAAGGGAAUGGUGUUCCUAGUGAGGUGCUUCAUCCUUCGCUAGGAGAGUUAGAGGAUAACCUUCCCACUGCACCAGCCCUCCUGCAAGGCUUCCCCGGUGUACCUCAGCCUGUGAUGGACCGUGCCUCCCAGACCUCCCAGGCCACUUCUCCCAACCCACCACUGUCCAACCAGGACCUCCCUGACCUUCAACCUCUCGACAAUAUUCACAACCCCAGUCUACAAGAGACUGAUCCAAGCCAUAACACAAGCAGUGCAAUACAGACCUUACAAGAUUCAGAGCAUCACAUAAGCAGUGUAGCACAGCCUUUCCCAGAGCCCAGCCACCACUCAAUGACCCCCCCAGUCAGUGUUGAUCAAGAUUCCAGAACAGCCACUAAUCACUCCCCUACUUGUUGCUCACCUGCACAUGUGGAGUGUGAUACUUACCCUGCAUGCUCACAGGUGACCCAAACUAGCCAGGCUCAUACUGCCAGUGCCUCACCUGCCCUACAGGGUAACCUUGCCUUUGCCCACCAACACAGUGGGCCCCUCUCACUCAAUUCCUCAACGAGUGAUGUGCAGGACGAUACAAGUUUCCCAAUUGAUAGAGCACUAACGUUUAAUGACAGUGGUCACAGUGAUGCAGGUAGAAUAAUUAUAAAUGCAACAGUCUCAAGAGAAUUUUUACGGAUCAACCCUUGCAGGGGUCUUGAUGAUCAUGUGUUUGAAGACUUAGGAGGUGUAUGAAAUCAUUCUGUCCUGCUGAAUAGCUUCUAAUUUUGGAGUGCUGUGAAUCUAGUUUAAGGGUAGCUGACCUAGUUACCAUGUUCCUCUGUCACUUUUCUGUUUGUAUAUUUGCAAAACUUGACUUGUAGAAUUAAAUUGAUUUACUAAUAUGUAUUUAUUAUUGGUUGUUAGAAUUGAAUUACAGUAGUUUAUUGAUUUAUAUUAUUUGCUUAAACAACCAAAGACAUCAUAAUUUUGUCUCUUCAGAAUAAGAAAGGCAUAUGCUGUGAAAUAUCUUGCAAAUAUUUUAAGUCAUUGGAGUUGGCCCUGUCUAAAAUACUUUAAAAUUUCUUCCUAAGGAUUUUAUAGUUACCUCUUUCCAUUUUGUUUUUAUGUUGCAUAAAUUUUUGGGGAAGGAAUUAGUAAGCUCCUUGUCACUGCCAUCUCCACCAUCUGCAAGGUGUCCCAUCAAUAGUACUGUUGCUAAAUUAGGACAAUUAAAAAUAUUAAUUAUUAUUUAAAUAAACCUUAAUUAUUUCAUUGUCACUAGAACACUUGCAAUUGUAGAAUUAUAUUUUGUUCUGCAUAUCAACUUUUAUCAAGUGAUGGAAAUGUUCAAUAAUUUAAUUGAGUGCAAAAUUUUUUUUUUAUACUUGUGAGAUUAAUAGUUGGGAUCUGCAUAUCUUUUUACCUGAUUAUUGUUGCCAGUAAUGUUCAGAACUAUUUUUUAUAUAUAUUCUGGAGAAUUUGAGCUUAUAAUGACCACUCAAUUCCCUACAAUGCACAAUCUUUUGUACAUGAUAAAGGAACAAAAUAUUCUCUCUAACUUAUACUUGUCACAUCUUUGAGUUUUGCAUUCAGGCUGUUUUGAUUAAAUCUGUUAAUUUUUUUUCAGUAAAAUACAUUGUUAAUGAGAAAUUGUGUGAAACUAGCAGUAUCUUGAGUAUCAUAUAUAAACUAGACACUUGGUUUACCAGUACAAUGUCAUCAAUAUAAACAGAACUUAACUGUGUUAGUCAGCCAAGAAUAGAACUUGACAACUGUAGGAUGGAGUUUGACACUAUCCACUGACAUUGAGAAUAUUUUCUGUUAAAGGCUGAACCAGCAUUGUAGAAUACUGUAUAGUCAAAUUUGAGUACAGUAGUAGUUAACAUUUGCAUUAAAUAUUAAAAUUAGAAAAAAUUGACACUUUAUAUAACUUGUUGCUCAAAAAAAAAAUUUUGUCACAGUUCUGAAGCAAAACUUUGAAAUUCAGAAUUUAAUUACUAGUCUCAGCACCUGCUACUGUAGUUCAUGUGCUCAAAAAAAAAAAUUUGUCACAGUUCUGAAGCAAAACUUUGAAACUCAGAAUUUAAUUACUAGUCUCAGCACCUGCUACUGUAGUUCAUGAAGUCCUGGGUAUUAAAUAAAAAAAUUAAACGAAGAAAAAAGUUAAUCCAGCUUGGCUAGUUUUAGGUUCAAAUGACAAGGCCUUGAAAUUUUUACCAAAUCUAUGCCUCACAUAAGACAUACCCUAAGGUGUACUCCUAAAGGUGUACUCCUUAGUCUUCAGCCUGUGACUGCUGAAUUACUUAUCAUUUUGUAGAGUGCUUUCUUCAUUGUUAAGUAUACAGUUAACCCAACCUUUAAUAGUGCACAUUCAUAUUUUCAUGCUCCACCCCAACUCCCCUUUUUUGUAUCUAUUAAACAAAAUCCAUUUGAUAACUUUACAUCAAAGAAAAAAUGGUGUUUUAGAUUAAUGCUAGGUUAAAUGGGUGCUGGAUAAUACUGUACUUUGGCGACUCAUGAACCAUUAUUAGACAAUGAAAGAAGGAUGCUCAAGUGUGUAACCUUCACCUUGAAGUUAUGAAGCAUUCUGGCCUGACAUCCAUCGGGAAAAGCAAUUUGCUCAGGUUCCCCAGUGAUUCAUCCUUCCUUUAAUAGCAACUUGGAGAACAAAUCUGUAACAGCUCUUUUGGAGGUAUAUUAUUGUUAGUUUAUUGAUUAUUAGCAUGGUUAAACAUUAAUGAAAAGCUUUUGUAUUUGUUCAUCAGGAAAUGGUAUACAAAUGUAAUUUUUUUUUUUCAGUGGUCACCAAGUGUGACUAUUUACUAAUUCCAAAGUAUGUACAUAUUUGGUAUAGGAUUUUAGCAUUUGAAAAUGUAACAUUCUAUUAGACCGAUGUUUCAGAUUUGUCCUCCAAGGCAUCACCUAGACAUCCAGACCAUACAUCUGCCUCUUCCACUUCAUAAUAAACCCACAGUAGGUCUAUACCCCUCGUUGUUACGGUAUAUUUUACCAUAUGCCUAAAUGUCUAAGGGAACAGUUUGGGAUCCACUUCUUGACAAACAGCACAGUAUUUUGCCCAUUAACUAUCAGAACAGUCAUUAGUGAUGGAGAAUUAUAAUGGUGGUUUCAUACAAGUGAUGUGCUGCUCCUCAAGAAGAGACUUCAAAAUGUAACCCUCAACAACGUGUAAACAUUGUGAUACUGGAUUUCUCAACACUUCUCAGCACCAGCCAUUGCCUAAGUGACAUAAUGGUGAAGCAAAGGGGUCGGGGCUUAAAAUUGUUCACCCACACAGACACUGUGUCACUGUUCAUAGAGCAUCAUGCACGAUAAUGUUUUCAGUUUGGGGAAUUGCAAGACUUUCUGUAGUUGACUAUGUAUAGCAAAAAUUUCUCAAGAUUAUUAAUUUGGCACCUGGUUAAAACAUAUUACAGGAGUACCUGUAUUGUAUACGAGGCCCAUAGCUGGUCUUGCAAGAGGACCAUUCUUCACUUAGCACCACAAGUGCUUUAAACCUGCUUGUGAUCAGUGUUAAUAUUUAAAAUGAAACUAUUAAUUCUCUUUUGAUAUCAGUCACUAGUGUGAGUUACUUGGUGGAUAUUUUAAUGAAUGAAGUGGAAAAAAUUGACUUAAUACAGUACAAUGUCCUUACCUGCUAAUACAUGAAACAAAGAUGCUGUAGUGUGUCAUAUGAACACUUAAAAUUAAGAAUUAGUUGCAAGAUCUAUAAUGUAGUUGAUGGAAAAGAACUGCACCAUAUUUUUUAAUUAGAUACCUGUAGUUGAUAUGAAGUAUUUUGACUAAUCUUCGAACAACUUUAGUGAUUUAUAGGAGCUAUCUUGCUUUAAAUUUAUUAGAUAUUUUUAUUAAAUGAAAAUCUACUGUCUAUGAUAUAAAUUUCUCUGUGGCGUGGAAGAGUAACAUCAUAUAGAGAAUAGGCUGGAUACGUCACCUGAAACACGAGUCAAGCCAGCCAAGGUUGGUAGUGUGUGUGUGUGUGUGUGUGUGUGUGUGUGUGUGUGUGUGUGUGUGUGUGAACCCAAAGUUGUAUUGAGGUCUUGGCUCAGGUAACCCUUCUUGCCCAGGUGAGCUCCUAAUUAAAUCUUUACUAACCGGUUGCCUAAAAAUGAGGCAUUAUUUACAAACGAUUAGUAGAUAUCUGUGCGAUUGUCAGAGUGUUGAUAAAGUAUUAUUCUAGUCAAAAAUGAGAGGCCAGACAUGUCGUUAAAGUAGUGUCACUGGAGUCAUUUAUUGCUUUCAUAUGGCAGUAUCAAUUGUGAUCCAUAUUUUACAAUGCAGCUAAAGACUUUAUUCUGUACUUUGUUGAUACAUGCAUAUAACAGAAAUAUCAUGUAACUGAAUAUGCAGUUAUGGAUGUUGUACUAUAUAUAGUGGCUAGAGCGUCAGCAUUACCAGUAGCAAGUUUUGGGGUAGCAUGUUCACGCCCCGACCCCGUCCUAUAUGCCUGUGUGUUAAUCAUGCCCACAAGUCUGCCAUGUUUGACAACAGCACUAACUUAAUAUGAAGUCUUGUUUGAUAUUUAGAUAAUAGAUACAAACAGUGUGUUUUUAGAGUCUCGUGACAGUCAGUCAGCCAUUUUUAUACUUAUGGUAAUAAUUCUCUAAGUCUACCAUUACCUGUUUUGUGAACAGGCUAAGGGACUUAGUGAUGUUGGUACCAAGACUUGGUUUGGCUGUUCUCUUCACAUAUGUUGCAACUUUGUUCCUAUAUGGCAUUCAAGUACAGCAGUUUGGUAGUUUGUUCAAUUUGUUUAUUAAAACUUAUACUGUAUUGAAGGAGACGUGCAGUUGUUUUAGAGAAGAUAAAGUACAGACUCAAGUUCAGAAAACUGCUGGAAGGCUCAGCUUCUUUUGCUACAGCUCAAAUUACUGCAUACUUUGGUUAUGUAGAAGAUUGCAUGUUACAAGUGUUUCUCUGCUUACAAGCAUAGAAAUUCAUCCCAUAGUCUCAAGAAAAUAGAACACAACAAGAGUUUUUGGUAUUGGUGUGUUUCGGCAUUUUUAGGAUAAUACAAUUAGGUUCAAGUGCUUAUAUGCCAGUUACAGUGUCACAUUACUGUGAAAAGUAUCCAGAAGUAAGUUCACACAACAGCAUUUGUCUGCUGUUUUUUUUGUUUUGUUUUUUUAUUUUUGUUUUUUCUUCUUCGAUGUUACCUCCGCUUCAGAACUGGAACAUGCAGUUUCAGACCCAAGUAAGUUUGGUGUACCAAUUUAACACCUACAGUACUCCUGGUGUAAUAACUCCCAUGUGCUUGUCAUUAAUACCUGGUAGCUAUUCUCAAAGUAGUGUAGAGUCCUUCCUUCCAAACCUUAUACUGUCCACUUGUAUCAGGGUAAUGACCCCUUCUUAGGAACAUGUGUGCACAGAGGCAGGAAAUCAUAUUAUAGUAACUGCAGUCAGCAUCUGCACUACUAGUAAAAGAGACCUGCCACAUUACCACUUAUAAUUCAGCAUUUCUUUAUGAAGACAUAGAAACAGCCAAUAGUAACUGAUGUUAAGGGAGGUAGAAUGCUAGACUACAGAAACUGUAAGAUGAGUAUCUGCACCAUGUACUUAGGAAGGCAAGCAGCCAGACUUACAGUAGCAGCAAUAGGGACCUGCACACUUUAAGGAGGCAGGUAGCCAAACUACAGUAAUUACAAGACAGGCACCUGCACCAUGUACCAAGGCAACUAAUACAUCUUUUGUGUGACCAUGAUGCAUCAUGGCACAUGCUGUGCUCAACAGUGUAAAAGACUAGCAGUGGUGUGUGGCUGUCGAAUUCUUAAUUGAAUGGUAGUUUGUUUGGUAUGACCCAUUAACCUGAGCAUAUGAGCCAUGCUAGCAGCUGUGACAGAGUUAUCAUGACCCAAGUGUGGCACUAACACUGAGACACGUUCUCUGCCCUGCUGUUGUUGUUGUUAACCUGUAAGAAGUCGUCCUGUGUCCAGCAAAGCUCGACACAUCCCCUCCAUCACCCGCUCCAAGAGCAAAACUUUGUGUAACCCACCAAAUACAGAUAUCAUGCAGUUA
Homarus americanus (American lobster) is the source of this 10276-nucleotide messenger RNA. RefSeq lists its product as uncharacterized. Gene Ontology annotation, molecular function: 1-phosphatidylinositol-3-kinase regulator activity. Bases 1115 to 4996 code for a protein of 1293 amino acids. Gene Ontology annotation, cellular component: phosphatidylinositol 3-kinase complex. The record is from RefSeq and is a predicted model, not a curated record. NCBI's taxonomy places the organism in Eukaryota, Metazoa, Arthropoda, Malacostraca, Decapoda, Nephropidae. The transcript is spliced from 7 exons. Gene Ontology annotation, biological process: phosphatidylinositol phosphate biosynthetic process; intracellular signal transduction.